AUGAUCCGAGCGAUGCUCUCCGUCACCCUUAUAUUCGCGGCCAUCGCUACCGUCCAUGCGGCGGCCGCGUCCACCGCUCAGGUCACCCCCGCGGUUCCCGGUCUCCGAGCCGGGGCCAAGCCCGACGAUCCGUCCUGCCCCGACGCCGGAGCCGAGUCCCACAUCGGCUGCGACGAUCCCAUCCGCGGAGGGCACCCGUUCGACCUCUGGGAGCUCGCCAGGAGCUGGACCCCGGGCUUCUGCGGGUCCUCCCCGAGGAUGUGCGGUAAGCAGGAGUGCGACGUGAGCGCCAUGGUCCCGGCCCUCACCCUCCACGGCAUGUGGCCCUCGUACGCCACGCCCGUGGACGGCGACGCCGCGGCUGAAGACGAAAUCGACGUCGCCGCCCCGAGAAGAUCCCUCCGAGAGGAGGCGUCGGUCGCCGCGGCAGGCGGCAAGUGCUUCUGGCCCCAGAUGUGCACCAAGCCCGGUUGGUUCCCCAAAUCGUCCCCGUGGACCUACGACCCGUCCUUGCUUCCCAAAGGAUCCGAGUACGAAGCCCUCGCGCCGGCGUGGUAUUCCGACGGAUUGGGUUCGCACGAGUGGCCCAAGCACGGAACCUGCGCGGCGUGGGCGGACGGCACCGGGACGACGAAAGGGCUCGACCAGAAGGGGUACUACGACGCCAUGUUCGCGCUUGCAAAGGCGGAGGGCACGCCGAACGCGCUGGUGGACGCGAUGGGCGGGAGUUUGCCGCUGAAGGAGCUGCAGGAUUUGUUCGGCGGCGCCAAGCGCGUGGCGCUGGGGUGCACUCCUCGGUGCGAGCUCGUGCAGGUUCUCACGUGCUACGCCCAGGGGGAGGGAACGGACGCGAGCCCGGCGGGACCGGGCGAGCGCGCGGACUGCCCGUGCACGGGCGUGAGGGACAGCCACUACGAUAACAGCUGCGCCGAGGCCCACGCGUGCGCCGAGGUUAAAAUUUUAUCCCCCGAGCAGACUGGCUGCGGCGGCGGCGGCCCCAAGCCCGGCCCGGGACCGGCGCAUAAGUGCACGGGGGACGUGCAGUGCUGUCCGGGAGUCAAGGGUCCCGCCUGUUCCACCGAUUCGGACUGCGGUGACCAGGCUGGGUGCGACCAUUGCGCGCACAGCGGCUACUGCACCGAUCAGCCGCGUCCCAACCGAGAUUGA
Molecule: messenger RNA, 1167 nt
Organism: Micromonas commoda
Lineage: Eukaryota; Viridiplantae; Chlorophyta; Mamiellophyceae; Mamiellales; Mamiellaceae
Exons: 2
Coding region: 1-1167 (388 amino acids)
Molecular function (GO): RNA binding; ribonuclease T2 activity
Source: RefSeq, a predicted model, not a curated record